This is a messenger RNA of Somion occarium, 2383 nucleotides long. The record is from the annotation of a GenBank genome assembly. Lineage: Eukaryota; Fungi; Basidiomycota; Agaricomycetes; Polyporales; Cerrenaceae.
AUCCGCAACACUACCUAUUGAUCGUUCUAUCACGUAUUCUCAAGGUAUUGGGCGUACGAGCUUGUUCCUCUGGCGAUAAUACUCUGGUAUAUGUUCUUUUCAUCUUUUGGAACAGCUUCCGUGGGUUUAUGCCAUACAUUUCGGUUUCAUGACAUUUCAAACAUCGGCAGUUGCAUCUCGAGUGUCGAGAAAGAUACGCCCAAGUUGCGCCGACUUCCUAACACUGCAUGUCCUUCGAAACGCCUUGAAAAUGCAAUUCAUUAUCAGGCAUGCGCACGGUAUCCACGACGUCAAUCACAGAUGCGGGUGUCAUCAAUAAGGACUCUUUGACAUAAAUGCGAUCUCAGUGUCCAACUGUGCAUUUCUGCCCCUUCUUUAUCCACCAUGUCCUUUGCGACUCAAUUCAUCCUCAGUGCUGUAUGUCUAUUAGUCGCGGUCAGAUUAUGGCUGCGAAAACGGACGAACAUACCCCGUGUAGGCGGACCUGGUCCACAUGGCUAUAUUUGGACUGCCCUGCGAUCCGUUUUCGACUGCAACAGCGUUGUUGAAGAAGGGUGCAGACAGUUUGAUGGAAAGCCGUUUGUGCUUCCUACCUUAGGCGGUGACAUGGUAGUUCUGGGUCCGGAUAAUGUGGAACUACUUCGCAAGUCGGAUGACUCAUUCAAUGCGCCGGAACGUGCCCAACAGUUAUUCCAGAUUAAUCUUCAGUUUGGCGAUUUCGCAAGUAACCCGUAUCAUCUUGAAACAAUCCUGCGCUCCGACUUGACGAAAGCACUCAAGUCUUUGACACCAGACUUACUCGAGGAGGCACAACUGGCGAUACCCGAAACUUUGGGAAUGAAAGGAUCAGAAUCUGUCACUGUCCCGCUCUUCGAUACUAUGGUGAAUCUCUUGGGUCGUGUGAGCAAUCGUGCAAUGAUUGGUCUUCCCGGUUGCCGCGACCAACGAUUUCUCAAACAACAAGUCAAGUUGGCCACGACGGUUAUAUCACUUGCUCAAUUUCUGAACUGGUUUCCCGAGUUUCUGAAACCUGUCAUUUACAAAAUAGUCUCCUUGUUUAUAGGCGGCACCCGUGCUGUCGUUCCCCUCCUUACGCCACACCUUCAGUCGCGUAUAGACUACGCACAACAGGAUAAUCCGCAAACAAUCACCGACAUCUUGCUCAAGUUCACGCCUGAAGAGGAUAUCGUGAAUCCAGAAAGGCUCGCCGUUCGAGUUGCACAUCUUAACAUGGCAUCCAUACACACUUCUGCGAUUUUUACUACGCAUGCCUUGUUCGAGUUGGCCCUCUUUACACCGGCACAAAUGAAAGAAAUUCGAGACGAGAUCACUGCUGCCAUUGAUGAGGAGGGAGGCGUAUGCAACAAGAAUGCAGUGGGGAAAAUGUACAAGUUGGAUUCGUUGCUCAAAGAAAUUGGACGAUGGCAUCCUCUCUUUGCUGUCGGGAUGUCCAGAGUCACCCUCAGCGACGCGGUUAUUGCAGAUGGGACGGUGAUCCCAAAAGGAAGCGUCGUUGCUAUAGCCCCCAAGGUCGUGCAUUACAGCCCUGAGAUUUACGACCAUCCGGAGGAUUUUGAUCCCUUCCGUUUCUCGAAGAUGCGGCAGUCUGCCGGAGGCAAUGAGAGUAAACACGCCUUCACUGCGCUCAGUAGUGACUAUCUAUUAUUUGGGACGGGGCGAGUUUUACAUCCAACAAGAUUAUGCGUUCUCGCUGACAUCAUGAUGAAGGAAACAUGCAUGUCCUGGAAGAUUCUUUGCCGCUCUGAAGAUCAAAGUUAUCUUGGCCGAGAUACUUCUGAACUACGAUGUUUCUUAUCCACAAGGCAAGGCCGAGAGACCGAAGGGGAUGCCUUUCAACCUCUUCACCACUCCCAAUCCUUUCGCGAAGUUGAUCUUCACUCGGAGGAAAUGCUGAGUGUUUGGGGCUUUUGUCGUUUGUAGGAUGAUAUGAAUCAUAUUCUAUUUAUACUCUACUGGCUCUCAUCGACAUUCAUGUCUACAUUCAAGCUUUCAAGAUGCGUCUUCACAAAGCAGUGGAUUUCUGCUCUCUGCAUCAUUUUCUUCUGCAUACCGACCGUUCGCUGUCACAUGCACACACGCCACUCACUCCCGGAUAGCCAUAUCGCGGACAACGCCAUCAAUGGUGACUUGACACUGGCACUGUCAUAAGCGGAUAUGGUCAGCCAUUGGCGACGCCUAGUGGCAACACGAACCACAUGCCGGCGGGUGUAAGUGUAUGGAACGACCCCAGUCGGUGACUGGGAUACGAGUAAGAAGAUAAUGAGUGGUAUUCAUUGAUAAUUGAUGCACAAGGUUUAAGACGGUUCAACCAGCGUUAGCUAUGUACUGGGAGUGUUCAAAAUCAAAGAGUCUCAAUGUGCGG